AUGGAGGUGUGUUCUGUGCUUCUCUGCAAGGGCUGCACCCCCUGGCGUGGGAUCCUGCUCACAGCCUCGCUUUUAUCGUGCUGGUACCUUUCUACCACUGCCCGAUUUGCCCUUGAAUCUGUCCCACCUGAAGUCAUCGAAGGAGAAAAUGCCUUUUUCCUUGUCCACAAUCUGCCAGAGAAUCUUGCAGCUGUAGUCUGGUCCAAAAGGGUGAAAAGUAUGAACCAUGGAAUUGUAACAUACGCACUGAACAAAGAUUUAAGUGUGCCGGGGCCUCUACACAGUGGCAGAGAGACAGUGUACCGCAAUGGAUCCCUGCUGCUCAGAAAUGUCACCAGGAAGGAUACAGGACUUUAUACCAUAGAGCUCUUAGACAGACUUGGAGAUAUUGUGUCAACAAUAACCGCUUAUCUUCGCGUGCACAUUUUCCUUUGGACUUGUGGGCACCAUGCCACCUCUGUCCAGCCCAGUAUUGAAUCAGUGCCACCCAGCGUCGCUGAAGGAGGAAGUGUUCUUCUCCUCGUUCACAAUCCACCACUGAAUAUUAUAGCCUUUGUCUGGUUCAAAUGGGUGAAUUCGUUCAGGAAGCUUGAGCUUGUCAAAUACCUAGUAGACAGGAAAGCAACUCUGUGGGGGUCUGCAUACACUGGCAGAGAGAUGCUGUACAGUGAUGGAUCCCUGCUGCUUCAUGGUGUCACUCACAAAGACCCUGGAGUGUACACUGUACGAUUUCUGAGAACAGACAUGAGAAAUGCAGAAGCAGAAGUACAACUCCAGGUAUACGCUUCCCUUUCUGUGUUCUGUAACCCUUUUACUUCUUCCCAACUCACGAUCCACCCGGAGCCUCUGUAUCCUGCUAAAGGGGAACGUGUAGUUCUCCAAGUCCAUAAUUUCCCAGAAGAUAUGCUAGCCUUUACCUGGUACAAAGCAAAUUAUAGAACCCCAUUCCUUAAAGUUGAAGACCAUAGCAUGGCCAGGACUUCCUUCUCCUGGGGAAAAGGGAUGGUGUACUAUAAUGGAACCCUGAUGCUCCGGGAUGUCACUGAGAAAGAUGCAGGAAUGUACACACUGGAAGUUUUAAGGAAGCAUUCCAAAAUUGAAAAAGCAUACGCGGAAUUCUACAUAAAGAAGAAUAUGACGCAACCCUUUGUGCAAAUCACUGACACCACAUUUGCAGGACAUAGAUCUGUCAUCUUCACGUGCAUCUCACCCGACACUGAUAUCUCUAUCCGCUGGAUCUUCAAUAACCAGAAUCUGCAGCUCACAGAGAGGAUGACUCUGUCACCAACUAAUUGUGGACUCAGAAUAGAUCCUGUGAGGGUCGAGGAUGCUGGAGAGUAUCAGUGUGAGGUCUCCAACCGAUUGGGUUUGAAGACCAGUCUCCCAGUCUCCUGGCCACGAUGA
Messenger RNA from Peromyscus leucopus (white-footed mouse), 1404 nucleotides. Its product is annotated as pregnancy-specific glycoprotein 22-like. Gene Ontology annotation, molecular function: protein tyrosine kinase binding. The record is from RefSeq and is a predicted model, not a curated record. Bases 1 to 1404 code for a protein of 467 amino acids. Gene Ontology annotation, cellular component: cell surface; plasma membrane. Gene Ontology annotation, biological process: signal transduction; regulation of immune system process. The transcript is spliced from 5 exons. NCBI's taxonomy places the organism in Eukaryota, Metazoa, Chordata, Mammalia, Rodentia, Cricetidae.